Molecule: messenger RNA, 776 nt
Organism: Ostreococcus tauri
Lineage: Eukaryota; Viridiplantae; Chlorophyta; Mamiellophyceae; Mamiellales; Bathycoccaceae
Product: Histidine phosphatase superfamily, clade-2
Exons: 1
Biological process (GO): dephosphorylation
Molecular function (GO): phosphatase activity
Source: RefSeq, a predicted model, not a curated record
GCGCGGCGAGCGCGCGCGCCGUCGCGCGAGGCGCGUGGCCGGACGGGCGAGACGUCGAAGCCAAUGUUUCGAUUGAGGUUCGAGAGAAGGCGCUUGAGACGAUGUUUCCGAAACCAGGAAAUGCGUGUGAGGCCUUGAACGUGUUUUUCGACGGACAAAGGGAGAAAGAGCUCGCGGAGGACGACGCUAUUUUCGCGAGACGCGGAUUCGAGACGCUUCGAAAGUUGCGGGACGCGAUGACGCGCGAGCGGCCCGAGGGAAGGCCCGCCGGUCUCUCCCACGUGUGGGACCCCUUACAGUGCAGGGUGAGCCACGGAUUGGCGCUCCCUCAAGGGGUGAGCGUGGACGACGUCGGUGAGUUAACGCGUCUCAUGGAGCGUAGAUAUUUCGACGCGUUCACGCGCGCCGACGCCAAGCGCCUCAUCGGGACCUCGCUUUUGCGAGAGAUUGCGGACGAGAUGACUCGCGAGUCUCCGGUAAAACUGACGUUGUACGCAGGACACGACUCGACCAUCAUAGCGCUCUUCGCCGCGCUCGACGAACCGGCGUUUGGGUCGCUUCGCGAGUGGCCGCGCGUGUGCAGCGCGUUGAUCUUCGAGACGUGGCGUAUGAACGACGAUACCAUCGGUGUCCGCGCCGUGUACAACGGCGAAACGAUUAAAUUAACGGAAACGUCCAGACGCGAGGACGGGAUGACGCCGUAUGUAGAUUUCAGGGCGCUCGUGGAGCGACGCUCACCUCGAGAUUUUGUUUCCGCGUGCAAAUCCAAACUCUAG